AUGUCCAGAUUUAUCAUCGACAAGGAUGGCUGCGCAGUCUCAGUCCCAACAGCAACCGUUACGCGCCCACGCCGCGCCCCAGAAGCUUCCCUUAAAAUCAAUGUGCGCUCCGGAGCAGCCUACUUGGCCUCAUGUGCCCAGGAAUCUGCCGUCCUCCCUCUCUCGCGUUACACAGCUGCUGCAGGCGCCUUUCACAGCUACCAACACGAAACGGCCCAUGAAAUUAUCGACGGCCUGCGGCCUGAGUCUGUCGACCCAGGAUCACCUACAGCACCCUCAUCGCCUGUGCUUGCGCCAACCAACCAACGGCCCAUGUACUUAUCAAGCCGUCUUGCCAGCACGGAAAAGAUUCCUCGCACAAUGCAUGCCAAGUAUGCAGCAUUUAGUUUUUCCAAAACCCGAGCGUGGCUAGACUUUUAUGCAAUUGUCAAUCAGCACCUCCACAUUGCGUGUGAGGACUCGAGUUGCACUAUGCAGGAGGCUGAGCGCCGGGUUACCGAAGCGUACCAAGCACAGGAAGAAGAAACUGUUGAUCAUGACCCUGCGGACGUGGGCCAGCUCAUGUAUACGCUCACUCGUCGCGCACAGCUUUUCCUUAAUAUGGCUGGCACGGCCGUGUCGUUGGAGGUUUUGCGUGCAUACCUGGGUGCGCCCGACAUUGUAUUUAGCGCGCUACGUGACGAACAGGGUGGUUUGGAGCGCGUACCUGUAUUGGCUGGAGUGUACACAAAUGACUUGGACUUUGCACCGAUUGCUGAUGAUUUUUUCUUCCACGAUACGUUGGCAUCAGUGCGUGACAAUGAUGCAUGUGCGUGCAAGGGCGUUGCAGCUGUAGAGGAAAAGAAGAAGAAGACAGCCAUUGAUAUUGUGUUUCGGACAUUUGAGUAUAUGGCACUCAAUAAUGUCAAGUAUACAUUUAUUUCCACGGCCUCGCAUACGCGCUUUUUGAUGCGUCCAAGCACACUGAGCCGCGCGCUCUACGUGUCGCCCGCUGUGUCGCACUUUCAGGGAAAACCUGCAGGCAUUUUUGGCUGCCUUGUAGCCAUGUGUCUGCAGGCUGCAACGGGGUACCCGCGCCAUUGGUUGGCAGCGGUGCAUCUUAAGGCACCCCUGGGUGUGUUUGAGCGUCUACAUGUAGCAACAGCGACUGCGCGCGAUGAAGAGGACGAGGACUCGAUUCUCGACAAGCUGGAGCUGCCGGCAACACCGGAGGAUGACUCUGAGAGCAAUUAUUCUGACUAUGAAGAAGAUGAAGAUGAUGGCGAUGAGUUGUACAUGGAUGCGCUAACCAGCGUCACUGUCAAAGAAGUUGACGAUGAUCUUUUCCCCGAGACACUAACGUACCCGCUCGAUGUGUGUCCGAUUGCCACGCCAGCCGUACACAGCUUGAAUACGUGCCAUGUCACGUAUCCUGGCAAGGUGCAAUGGUGGAAGGUUUCCAAGGCUCGCAAGAAUAUCCAUACAAUUCGGUUUUUACGCAACCCGGUGGCAAGCGGCAUUUGCGGCGCAAGCCUGGCUGAGGUGGAGGUGACUGAAUGUGAAGUGCCGCCCGAGGCAGAGCAAGAAUUUCGCCGCUUGGAGCGAAAUGAGACGUGCAAGCGUCUCGAUGCAGGACUCACGGCUGGGCUUCAGGCAAUUCCAGGAAUUGGCAGCGGGUCUGGUGGUAUGGUUGGGUGUCAAGGAGGCAGCAUUUACCGCGGUGUUGGUAAUAACCCUUCAGUGUCUAGUUUUUUUAAGCGCCCGUCGAUUGUGCGCACUUCAAACUCUGCUGGAAGCGGAUCAGACCCGGAGUCGUCAACCAUGAUGAAGGCGAACCGUCUGGACUGCUUGAAGCGGCGUAGGCGCAGCAUGGUUGCAACACUCAAGACUUUGGAUACAAGCUUCCCCGGGCACGUUGAGGCGCUGGAGUUGUUAGAAAAUGAGGCGCGGAUUUACGAGUAUUUUGCGGCACAUGCUACGGAAGCUCGCGGCGCAGUGCCGCUCAAUUACAUGUUUGGCAGUGUGCUUGGGUUUAUGUUUGUGCUUGCAGUCGAGCAUUGCGGCCGACCAAUGCGCGCACUGGACUUUGUUGUUGAAGAACGUGUGCGUGUGGCUGAUGGCUCUCUGGGGGUACGUAUGAGGAUGAAUGAAGAUGUGGUUAAACAGAUGCAUGAAGUGCUUGAUGUUGCACACUCUUUGCGUCUUUUACAUGGGGAUGUUGCUAAUCUUGAGACAUUUGUUGUUGAAGAGAUUGAGGAGUCGGUACCCAAUUUGGAGUAUUAUUUUUACAAGAAGGAUGGAUGUGAUGAGUCUAAGAAUGGUGAUGUUUUCCCACCAAAUGCACCACCACCUUCACCAUUGCAAAAAUCAAUUCGUCUGCGCGUUCGAUUGGCUAACUUUUCGCGUACAAGACUAUAUGUACGACUAUACAAGGCGGCAAUGCAAGAAGAGCACGAGGUGCUGGAUGCAUUUUGCAAGGAGACGUACGAGCGGAGCAUUCGAAGACGCGAGGCAACCAAGGCCAAGGCUGAAGAGUGUGAAAAGACAGAGGAGGUUGAGGGUAAGAGUAAGAAGGAGGAGAAGGGUAAGACUGAAGAAGGCGAUGAGUCUGGAAAGGUGAGCCAGUCUGAUUGUUCUACGGCUGAAGAAUCAACUAGUAUGAUUGUUAAGAAGUUGAUUAAAAUUUACAACAAGUAA
Molecule: messenger RNA, 2676 nt
Organism: Magnusiomyces paraingens
Lineage: Eukaryota; Fungi; Ascomycota; Dipodascomycetes; Dipodascales; Dipodascaceae
Exons: 1
Coding region: 1-2676 (891 amino acids)
Source: RefSeq, a predicted model, not a curated record